This is a messenger RNA of Scleropages formosus (Asian bonytongue), 3150 nucleotides long. RefSeq names its product solute carrier family 12 member 1 (gene slc12a1). Gene Ontology annotation, biological process: sodium ion homeostasis; chloride transmembrane transport; potassium ion homeostasis. NCBI's taxonomy places the organism in Eukaryota, Metazoa, Chordata, Actinopteri, Osteoglossiformes, Osteoglossidae. Gene Ontology annotation, cellular component: apical plasma membrane. The transcript has 27 exons. Gene Ontology annotation, molecular function: sodium:potassium:chloride symporter activity. The coding region runs from base 1 to 3150 and encodes 1049 amino acids. The record is from RefSeq and is a predicted model, not a curated record.
AUGGAAAAAUACGCUUCUGUGAAAGGUGAGCAAGUGAACCCAGGGUAUGAUGGAUCGCUUGACGAGCCACCUCACUAUGAAGAGACCUCAUUCUCAGGAACUGCUAGGAAUGGGUACUCAACAGGAGAGAAGUCCGAGUUCAGGGAGGUACGGCAUUCAGUUGUCAGCGUCUUUGGGCAUGACACAUUGGACCGGGUGCCGAACAUAAAUUUCUACAGAAAUCCAGGCAGUGUGAGUGGGCACCGGGCGAUCAGGCCUUCUUUGCAAGAGCUUCACAAUGUCUUCCAGAAUGGUGGGCUGGUUCCUGAAACAGUGGAUGAGCCAGCUGGGAGCGACGGAAUUCCAGCUGACAUGGAGUCAGUCACACCAGAAGAGCAACAAGCUGGGUUUGUCAAGUUUGGAUGGAUCAAGGGUGUGCUGGUUAGGUGUAUGUUGAACAUAUGGGGGGUGAUGCUUUUCAUCCGCCUCUCUUGGGUGUUUGGUCAAGCUGGCAUUGGCCUGGGAAUUGUGGUUAUCUGCCUGAGCCUCGUAGUGACCUCUGUUACUGGUCUAUCCAUGUCGGCUAUCUGCACCAACGGAGUGGUCAGGGGAGGUGGAGCGUACUACCUGAUUUCCCGCAGUCUGGGACCAGAGUUUGGGGGCUCCAUUGGCCUGAUUUUUGCCUUUGCAAAUGCUGUGGCUGUGGCCAUGUAUGUGGUGGGCUUUGCUGAGACACUAGUGGACCUCCUCAAGCAAAGUGAUGCCAUAAUGGUGGACGAAAUCAAUGACAUCAGAAUAAUUGGAUGUAUUACUUUGGUGCUGCUUUUGGGGAUUUCACUGGCCGGAAUGGAAUGGGAGGCGAAGGCUCAGAUCUUUCUACUGAUCAUUUUGCUGGUGGCUAUAGUGAAUUUUUUCAUCGGAACAGUCAUUCCUGCAACCAAAGAUAAGAAAUCCAAAGGUUUUUUCAAUUAUCAAGCAUCCAUAUUUGCUGAGAACUUCGUGCCUGAUUUUCGGGAUGGGGAGACCUUUUUCUCUGUGUUCGCUAUCUUUUUCCCUGCUGCCACAGGCAUUCUGGCAGGUGCCAACAUCUCUGGAGACCUGAAGGAUCCCCAAGCUGCCAUUCCUAAAGGAACACUGCUGGCCAUUUUCAUUACAGGAGUGACCUAUCUGGCUGUAGCCAUUUGUGUUGCCUCUACGGUUGUACGCGAUGCAACUGGCAACGUAAAUGAUACCAUCACAUAUCAUGUGAUCUGCAAUGGCUCAGCUGCCUGUCAGCUUGGUUACAACUUCUCAUCCUGUGCAACCGAGACCUGCAAAUAUGGCUUAAUGAACAACUUCCAGGUUAUGACCAUGGUGUCUGGGUUUGGUCCACUCAUCACAGCAGGAACAUUCUCAGCCACUCUCUCCUCUGCACUAGCCUCACUUGUUAGUGCACCCAAAGUCUUCCAGGCACUGUGCAAGGAUAAUAUCUACAAGGCCCUGCACUUUUUCGCUAAAGGCCAUGGGAAGAACAAUGAGCCAUUCCGUGGAUAUGUCCUCACCUUUCUCAUCGCAGUGGCAUUCAUUCUGAUAGGGGACCUCAAUGUAAUUGCACCCAUCAUCUCAAACUUCUUCUUGGCUUCUUAUGCUCUCAUCAACUUCUCCUGUUUCCAUGCGUCAUAUGCAAAGUCACCAGGAUGGAGACCUGCGUACAAAUACUACAACAUGUGGCUGUCUCUGCUCGGGGCUGUGCUGUGCUGUGCUGUGAUGUUCGUCAUAAACUGGUGGGCGGCACUGCUGACCUACGCCAUAGAGAUGUUCCUUUACAUCUACGUCACAGUGAAGAAACCAGAUGUAAAUUGGGGAUCCUCUACACAGGCAGUAACAUUCAUUAAUGCAGUCAAUAAUGCUUUGACUUUAUCUAGUGUGGAUGACCACAUUAAAAACUUCAGGCCCCAGUGCAUAGUACUGACUGGAGCUCCUAGGACUCGUCCAGCUCUUCUUGACAUAGCACAUUCCUUCACCAAGGGCUACGGGCUAUGUCUUACCUGUCAAAUUUUUGUGGGCCCAAGGAUAGAAAUGCUCCAGGAAAUGAAUGAAGCGAUGGAGUGGAACCAGACAUGGCUCAACGAAAAGAAGCGCAAAGCUUUCUAUGCUGCAGCAGCCAGCAGUAACUUCAGGGAGGGGGCUGAAACCCUCCUGCAAGCCUCUGGUCUUGGGCGACUGAAGCCAAACACAUUAGUGAUUGGAUUCAAGAGGAACUGGAGAACUGCAGAUGUGACAGAACUCCAGAACUACGUUGGUGUGUUGCACGAUGCAUUUGACUUUGAGUAUGGUGUGGUGAUGCUGAGGUUAAGCCAGGGACUGGAUAUCUCCCACAUUAUCCAGGCUGAAGAGGAAAUGCAACGACUGGCAUUAGAGCAGCAGGCCUUGGAGGUUGAGGAGGUUCCACAGGAAAGAGGCAAAUGGUUCUUCAGAAGAGAAAGGCACAGCGACAGUGUUUUAACCACAGCUAUGCCAUCAGGCUCUGUCAAUAGCCCUCAGUCAUCCCCAGCAACUAAAGUGAAUCAGAGGGAAGUGGAAGCCAGUACUCAGUUCCAGAAGAAACAGGGCAAAGGCACGAUUGAUGUGUGGUGGCUUUUUGAUGACGGAGGUCUGACACUGCUGAUCCCCUACAUUCUUACUACACGAAAGAAGUGGGGGGAGUGCAAGUUAAGGAUCUUCAUAGCAGGACAAGCUGAGCGCAUUGAACAAGAUAAGGCUGAGAUGCAGGCCCUCUUAGCACAGUUCAGGAUCAAAUAUAUUAACAUCACUGUAAUUCCGGACGUCGGCUCUAAACCAAACAAGGAGAGCUGGAAGAUGUUUGAAGAUAUGAUUGAGCCAUUCCGUCUGCAUGAGGGUGCCAAGGAAUUUGCCAGUGCUGACACACAGAAGAAAGAACACUCUUGGAAGAUCACGGAUGCAGAGCUGGAGAUGCUUGAGGAAAAGACGUGCCUCCAAAUUCGUCUAAAUGAACUUCUGCAGGAGAACUCAAGAGCAGCAAACCUUAUUAUUGUGAGCAUGCCCAUAGCUCGGAAAGGGACCAUCUCAGACCACCUCUACAUGGCUUGGCUUGACAUCCUCACUAAGAAUCUUCCACCUACUAUGCUCAUCCGAGGAAAUCAUAAGAGCGUGCUGACCUUUUAUUCUUAA